AAAUCAGUGACAUAGCCUGUUCUCAACGGAGCUAACGUUAAUACGUUUGCGUAACACGUAGCCACCUCGCUGAGGUGCUGAGCAAUAGCUUCAAAAAGCAAAUUUGAAAUUGUAUCUCGAGAUAUGUCAUGGGUAGCGUUGUAGCGCAGAAGAACAACCUGUCUUUCUAGAGCAAACAGAUUUUGUUCGUGUUUGCGGAAUAACUCUCAGGAUUUAAUCCACGGGUCUUUGUGGUGACACAUCAGGGAUUGAAACAGCAUCGAUAAUGAGGCUGGCAGGUCCUCUGCGUGCUGCUGUGGUCCUGCUGCUGCUGGGACUCACCUGGUUGUUAGCCAGCACUAUCCUGAAAGGAGACGGCACCUCUUUACUGGCCCGCUUCUUCUUCCGAGGAGGAAGCGAGGAGCCAACAGCAGAGCCCAAACCUCACAAGUACAAAUGUGGCCUCUCGGCGCCCUGUCCGCAGAAGCACCUGGCCUUCCGCCUCGUCUCCGGAGCCGCCAACGUCAUCGGCCCCAAGAUCUGUCUGGAGGACAAAAUCCUCGUGAGCAGUGUGAAGAACAACGUUGGCAGAGGGCUGAACAUCGCGUUAGUAAACGGCGUAUCAGGAGAGUUGCUGGAAAUUAAAUCGUUUGACAUGUGGGCUGGAGAUGUUGCAGACCUGCUGAAGUUCCUCCGGCCGCUCCACGAGGGAACGCUGGUCUUUGUGGCCUCUUUCGAUGAUCCUGCCACUAAGUUGAAUGACGAAGCGCGUGCUCUCUUCGGGGAGCUGGGCAGCACUGCAGUGAAGGAGCUGGGGUUCAGGGACAGCUGGGUGUUUGUGGGAGCCAAAGGCAUUGAGAACAAAAGCCCGUUCGAGCAGAGGAUGAAGAACAGUAAGAGCACCAAUAAGUACGAGGGCUGGCCCGAGUCUCUGGAGAUGGACGGCUGCAUUCCCCUCCGAGCAGCUCAGGACAGCUAGCCUCCUCCGGGGAUGGGCAGACGCACGGAUAGACCGAUUAGGAACUGCCUUGACGACCAACAGUUUUGGCAAGGUCCAUCUUUGAAGAUCACUUCUCCCUGGGGGGGACCUGCUUUUGCCGAAAUGCACAAGCAACGGUGGGGAACCUUUUUAAAAACGAGGAGAAAAAAAAAAGACUUUUUGGUUAAACACUUCCAUUCAAGUUAUAUAUAUAUAUAUAUAAAUGGGUUGGGGGGGGGUUCAUAGGCUCUGGCUGUACUGUACAGAAUAUAGGUUACUGUGUGCAUAUACUGGUGUGAGGGAGAGCAUCACUCACAUUCUGGGCUGGGCUGAACAUUUGAGGAAAUACUGCCGCAGCGGUGGGGGUGGGGUGGGGGGGGGGGUAAUUGCGGUAAUGGCGGUAAUGGCAAUCGCAGGGAUCGGUAACGCUCGUUAGCUGAAGACCCUAAUGAAGCCGUAAUGAAGGACGCACAGGUGGAGAGGCUUUGGCAUGUACAUCAAAGGUGUUUCGCCCUCAAAUGUACUGAUGCCCCUGUGCCCGGCUCCCCCUGAUCUGAACUGUGCUGAAUGGCACAGGGGAGGGUUUCCCCUGCACACAGGCUGUUCUGCUCAGGGCAGCGGGAGUGCAGUGUGGUAGCGGGUCAGUUUAACUCAUGGCCUGUGAACAGGUGGCUGGUCGGAAUACCUCAUGGAUCAGUGCUGUUAGCUAAGCUACUUAACCCCAAUUGCUUCAGUCAAAAAAUCUGCUUGGUAAAUGGAUAGAUGAUAUUUAAAGUGUAAGUUUAGCAAACUAAGCUCCACAAAAAGGGCGCCUAGCACACGCAUAAAUGGCAAUAAGAGAUCUGAAGGACUGGAUUGAAGCAAGCAAACUUGAAUAAUUUCCAAUGAAGAGAUUUUGAAGGAAGAUCGAGUCAAAGUGCAUUAAAAGGGGCCCGACUGCUCCUAUCCCAACUUGCCUUAUCCGUUGUUAUCCAUUUUAAUUGUUACGGAACACAUCGGUUUGCAGAUAUGGAGGGCUCUAUUUUUGCAAUUUUUUACACAGUUUAGCAGUUUUUGUUUUAAGGUUUCUUUGCAAAAACCACCACCAUCAAACGACAAACCCCACACAGACUUCCCCCUCCUGACAGUCACUGACAUGCAUAAUAAUAAAAAUCAUAAUAGACGCACACUUGUUCUGGUACAUUCCGUAUCAUCGCUGCGUAUUUAUCACAAUGAAACCCAGGGUUUUAUUUCUGUUUCUGUUAAAAAGUUUGCUGUUUUGUCUUGUUGAAUGUUUUUUUAAAUUUGUUAUUGGUGUGGUAAAUGUGCGAUUGCGCUUUUAAAAAAAUCUUUUACAUUGUCUGCGCAUCUUUGAAGUUUGUCUGGAUUUCAGCAUGGCAAUAAUGAAGGAAAUGAGAAGGGUAUAGGAUGUUAUUUUUGAAGCGUUUCUACAGAACAGCAGGUGUAUUCUCUGAGACCACGGGGACUGGGGGACUCAUGAAUAGAACCCCCCCCAGUCUGAAUUCACCCGGUUGCAAUUCUUGAGGGGGGAUUUACACAUUGUUUUAAGGAGCAGCACCGUGAAAUAGCAAACCACACGUGUGCUGCUCCUCGUGGCCAUUGACAGGCAUAACAGAAUCUCACCCGUACGCGGCAAGGGGCAGCUGGACCAGUGUGGAGGUGGUGGUGGUGUUCCUGAGGGGGCGGAGCUGCGGGCUCUGGGAGGGGUCUGUUGAUCCUGUGCAUACAAUGGAAGGAUGGGAGCCCUUCCUGCCUUUGGGAGGAGCCCAAGAGCACAGAGGAAAGCCACAUGUUGAGCUGGACUUGUGAUCCGCCUUUUCCUCCUCCCGCAUAAGAUUGCGUUUUGAAGUUUGCAUGUGCAGCUGAAGGCAGUUGCCUCUGUGCUCUGGCAAGUGUGUACCUGAGUGCACCUUCAUAGUGCUGAGAGGAAGUGACAUCACAGGCUCUUCCUCACUGUCUCUUGCGGUGAUCCAAGACCACAGCUGCCUCCAGGUCAGUUUUACAGGGGAUAGCGGUGUUGUGAGGUCAGAACCAACUCUGGUCUCACCACCACCCCCUCCCUUACAGCAGUCUUCAUCUGCCUGUGGGGGGCGACACUGCGUCUCUAUGCACCUCCGAUACCUUGUCAUGUGUGACCAGCGUGUUAGCCUGUUUGAUACAGUGUUGUUGUUGUUUGACAAUCAGAAAUAGAUCCUACUGCUAAAGCUGUUGUAUGGUCCAGUUGAAAGGUUGCGUUGUCACAAGGAUUCACUCUAAUAAUAACUCUGAAAGAUGUCAGACAGCCAGUCUUCCUUUGCAGUUGUGCUCAUGUUCCUGGUUCCUUUGUCUCAUGCAAAGUCAUGCACUUAUUUUGCUGAAAUCAUCAUGAUGGUAGACUGGUGUUGGUGUUGUUUUAUUGUUAAUGUGCUCCAAAUAGUUAUUCCCCAAAUUCAGGAACUAGGACAUCAGCUGAUUGGUGGAAUUCCAGAGAAACGUUUACCUGCCCUUUUUACUGUGAAAUUAUUUAAAAUUGUAUGAUAACCAAUAAGAACUAUAUUAACACAUGCUUUGUAUUUGUUUUUUGAAUGAACCGUACCAAGAACAUUUGUCUGCUGCUACAAAUAAAGCAACUAAAUUGGUUGUUAGACCCUCAGACAGACUUGUAAAUAUGUUCACAAUUAACUUAUAAACUUGCUUUUUUAAAGAAAGGUACAGUUACAAAUUUCAACACAGGAGAAAGGAUUAGGUACAUCGCAAAUGCGCAUUUCAGUUUCCGGUGGCCUCAAUCACUUCCAUGCUUUGAUAACAAAUUAAAUUUUACAUGUGGGUACAAGAUAUUUCCUAAUAAAUUUUCACUUUCUGUACAAUA
Messenger RNA from Anguilla rostrata (American eel), 3806 nucleotides. RefSeq names its product protein FAM3A-like. Lineage: Eukaryota; Metazoa; Chordata; Actinopteri; Anguilliformes; Anguillidae. Bases 266 to 958 code for a protein of 230 amino acids. The record is from RefSeq and is a predicted model, not a curated record. The transcript has 10 exons.